Molecule: messenger RNA, 1236 nt
Organism: Metarhizium acridum CQMa 102
Lineage: Eukaryota; Fungi; Ascomycota; Sordariomycetes; Hypocreales; Clavicipitaceae
Source: RefSeq, a predicted model, not a curated record
AUGCUGUCUGCUACUUCUGGAGCCAUGCGCAUCGGCGCUCGUCGAGUUGCACCCCGCGCCGCUGCCCUCGCCGUCCCCCCGAGGACCAAGGCCUCCCUCAGCCGAAUAACUGCCAAUAUUGUCCACGCCCGCGCUAUCUCUACCACCGGAAGUCUUGCUAAUGCUCUCAACACGAAUCCGAACCCCCCUCUAGGCAAGAAGAAUGCUUCCAACGAAUCGCCGUCGCGAAUUGGCCUCAUCGGCGCCCGUGGUUACACCGGCCAGGCCCUGAUUGACCUUCUCAACGACCACCCUAACAUGGACCUUCGCCAUGUGUCUUCUCGAGAGCUUGUUGGACAGGAGCUCAAGGGCUAUACUAAGCGCAAGAUUAUUUACGAGAGUCUAUCUCCUGAAGAUGUAGCUCGUUUAGACAAGGAUGGCCAGGUCGACUGCUGGGUCAUGGCCUUGCCCAACAAGACCUGCCAGCCUUUUGUCGAAGCACUGGGACAAAGCUCAAGUCUCAUCAUUGAUCUUUCGGCCGACUACCGGUUUGAUACGACGGGGAAAUGGACGUACUCAUGCCCUGAGCUUGUGAAACGCAGCAAGAUUGCUCAAUCCACGCGCAUCAGCUGUCCUGGUUGUUAUUCAACGGGCUCUCAACUCGGCAUUUCUCCUCUCGUUCCGUAUUUGGGAGGCGUUCCUACGGUUUUUGGUGUUUCGGGAGUAUGUCCCCCUUCUUCCCCAAUGCCGACACCCACGCUCGAAGCUAACUGGUCCAAGUUCUCAGGAGCUGGAACGAAGAAGAGCCCCAAGAACGACGAGACUCUUCUGAAGGAUAACCUUCUGCCUUACUCUCUUACGGGACACAUCCACGAGCGAGAAAUCAGCCACCACCUUGGGGCCCCGACGGCAUUCAUUCCUCACGUCGCUUCUUGGUUCCGCGGUAUCCAAUUGACCAUCAACAUCCCCCUGUCCAAGGAGAUGACUUCUCGAGACAUUCGCCAGCUUUACCAAGACCGAUACGCCGGCGAGAAGCUUGUCAAGGUCGUUGGGGAAGCUCCCUACGUCAAGUCGAUCCAGAACAAGCAUGGAGUUGAGAUCGGUGGAUUCGCUGUUGAUGACACCGGCAAGCGUGUCGUUAUCUGUGCCACGAUUGAUAAUCUUAACAAGGGUGCCGCCACCCAAUGCCUGCAGAACAUGAACCUCGCCCUCGGAUACGACGAGUACCAGGGAAUUCCCAUUGAGUCGUCAUCUUGA